AUGCCUCAGAUUUUUUGGCACGAUCGAAAGGCUCUUCUCUCAGUGGAUGUUCAUAAGAUCUCGACAAAUAAUAAGUAUAAAAUUGUGACGUCCAGUGUCCAAAAAGAAGUAAGAAUAUGGGAAUUCGAAUUUGAAAACGAUCUCAAAUUGGCUGUGGCCCCAUUAUCUGUAUCAUUCAUUGCUAACCUCACCGGACAUAACACCGCCAUUAAUCAAGUCAAAUUCAGCCCAAGCACUGAGCACAAUUUACUAGCUUCCGGUGAUUGUCAUGGUCGUAUCACUAUUUGGCAGAUUAGCGAUAGUCCACCACCACCACCACAGGACGAAUUACCACCAAACAAGGAAAAUUGGGUUCGAUUUAAGAUUUUAAACCAUGACAGUGAUGUUAGCGCUAUCUGCUGGAGCCCUGACGGAACCCAACUCGCCUCGGUUUCUAAUGAUGAUUGUCUUUGUAUGCAUCAAGCGCUAACUGGUGUUCGACAGUUUGUCAUCCGAAAUUUCCGUCAUUUCCCAAACGGAAUUUGUUGGGAUCCAUUGGGAAAAUAUAUCAUCACAAUGUCGGCGGACCGUAAAAUGGAUAUUGUCGACGCUGUAAAAGGAACCCGAUUAAAGUAUUUCUCAACUGCAGAAUUGCCUAUGAGGCAUUUGCGGAUGAAUGAGGAAAUUACUCUCGAGCCAAAACUCUACAAGCUGUUUCAUGAUGAUCAAUUGUUCAGUUUUCAACGCGGUGUUACGUUUUCUCCGAAUGCCGAAGUUGUCGCAGCUCCAUGUGCUCAUUUGGAGCUCGGUUCUCACGAUGUGUUUGGCACGUACAUUUUUAAGCGGGAAGAUCUAGCAAGGGAGCGACCAUCCGCAUUUUAUCCGUGCGAACGGCCGACGUUCUUGGUUAGAUUCUCACCUUUAAUCCUUGAUUUACUCGAAACGUCUACUAAUGUCUUGGGUCUACCUUAUCGUUUAAUUUGGGCUGCAUUAACCAAGGAUAGCGUAUUGUUCUACGACAGUCAACAUGAGAGUCCAAUUGGAAUUGUGAGCAACAUGCACUACAAUGCGCUUUCCGAUGCUUCAUGGAGUUCUGACGGGCAGGUUCUCGUUUUGUCUUCGCUUGAAGGAUAUUGCAGUUUUAUCAAAUUCAAGGUUGAUGCCUGGGGAACUGUGACGACAAGGCCCAUUCCCGUGCCAACAUCACCACAAUUGAUUGAGGAUAAGAAACGGAAGAAGAAAGCGCCUGUUGUCACUUCUGUCGCUGAAGAAUUGAGUGCACAGAAAAAGUCGCCAAUUCGUCCAGUUGCCACAACCCCUAAAAAUAAUAUUACUCCGCUCACUAAAUUCUUCAAAUCUGGCAAAGCGAAAGACACGACACUCGGUAAGGAAGCUGUUAAAGAGGAUACUCCGAAGGUGAAGAAACGAGUUCAGCUGAUCACCCUUACUGACUGA
Caenorhabditis bovis is the source of this 1434-nucleotide messenger RNA. The record is from the annotation of a GenBank genome assembly. NCBI's taxonomy places the organism in Eukaryota, Metazoa, Nematoda, Chromadorea, Rhabditida, Rhabditidae.